This is a messenger RNA of Phymastichus coffea, 1688 nucleotides long. Its product is annotated as juvenile hormone epoxide hydrolase 1-like. The coding region runs from base 13 to 1398 and encodes 461 amino acids. Gene Ontology annotation, biological process: epoxide metabolic process. NCBI's taxonomy places the organism in Eukaryota, Metazoa, Arthropoda, Insecta, Hymenoptera, Eulophidae. Gene Ontology annotation, molecular function: epoxide hydrolase activity. The transcript has 6 exons. The record is from RefSeq and is a predicted model, not a curated record.
CGCGACACUGUCAUGAUUUACUCGCUUGCGAAUCUUUUGGGCAUUGUAAUUAUUGGCGGUGCGACCAUUUUUUUAAUACCAUCACACCAACCACCUCCGCAACCCCACGAUGUCUACUGGGGACCCGGCGAACAACCGAAAACUCUCGAUCAGAGUAUUAGACCUUUCAAGAUUAGCUUCUCGAAGGAGAUGAUCGAUGACUUGCGAUUCCGAUUGAAAAACACGCGCAAGCUACAAUCGUCCCUGGAAAACGUAGCCUGGACUUACGGUAUAAGAAGUGACUACGUGCCUAAAGUGGUCGAUCAUUGGCUCAACAAGUAUGACUUCAAGAAGCGCGAGGCACAUCUCAAUCAAUAUCCACAGUUCAUCACCAACGUUCAAGGACUGGACAUUCACUACAUUCAUGUGAAGCCGCAACUACCUAAAGACCACAAGCUCAAAAUUUUACCAUUGUAUCUUCAGCACGGCUGGCCAGGCUCGGUGGUUGAAUUCUAUAAGAUAAUUCCGAUGUUGACGACACCGAGACCCAAUUACGACUUUGUAUUCGAAGUUGUAAUACCUUCGCUGCCCGGCUUCGGUUACUCUGAUGCUGCCGCUAAAGCUGGUCUAGGUACCGUCGAAAUAGCUCUCGUAAUGAAGAAUCUCAUGUUAAGACUCGGCUUUGACAAGUGGUACACGCAAGGCGGUGAUUGGGGUGCCAGUAUCACCUCUAAUAUGGCUUCGAUGUAUCCUCAACAUGUGCUGGGGAUGCACUCGAAUAUGUGCGUAGUUUUUCGCGUCUGGACCUGGAUAAAGAUGGGCUUUUAUAGCCUUUGGCCGUUAUUCAUACCUGAGGACGAAGUACCGCUGAUGUUCCCCCUACUCAAACAUUUCUACAGAGGCCUCGAAGAGACCGGUUACCUACACGAGCAGGCCACCAAACCUGACACACUUGGUGUUGGAAUGAGCGACUCGCCAGCUGGAUUAGCAGCCUACAUUUUGGACAAAUUUUCUACAGCAACAAAUUUAGCAUAUAAGCUACGAGAUGAUGGUGGCCUGCUAGAAAAAUUCACGAUGGAAGAAUUGAUCGACAAUUUGAUGUACUAUUGGGUACCCAAUAAAUCCACCAGUGCAUUCCGCAUUUACGCCGAGACUUUCAAUAAGCGAUUUUUGAAUUAUAUAAUGACCAGUGUGCCGAUUACAGUUCCAAGUGCCUGCGCACAGUUUCCACACGAAAUAAUAUUUCAAUCGGAAUUAUUUUUGCGGGAUCAUUUUAUCAACUUGGUGCACAGGAAGAAAAUGCCAAAGGGUGGUCACUUUGCUGCUCUGGAAGAGCCGCAAUUAUUAGCCGAUGACAUCUUUGAGGCUGUUAAAAAGAUGAGAGAGUUCGACGCUACUAAUAAAAAAAAAAAAAUUUGAAAAGUACAAGUCAUGAAGAUACGAUUAAUUAAAUCAUUAAUUUUAGUGAUUACACGGGUGCUGUUUUGCGACUCUUUUAUUAUGUGCUUUUUAAAACUAACAAAAAAUCAACACUGUGUAAAGACAAGUUUUGUCAUUGGUUUUUUUUAGUUUCAAGUUGUUUAAUACGUAUAAAAAUAUUUCUUUGUAUAAAUGAAUUUUGUAAUAAUGUGAACAAACAUUUAUAUAAGUUAUUUCGUAAAAUCAAUUUUUAAGUAAUUAGUAAAUUGUUUAGAUAUUAUUGUGCUAUU